Linum trigynum is the source of this 1357-nucleotide messenger RNA. The record is from the annotation of a GenBank genome assembly. NCBI's taxonomy places the organism in Eukaryota, Viridiplantae, Streptophyta, Magnoliopsida, Malpighiales, Linaceae.
CACAGUAAUUAUAUUAAUUAUUAAGAUAAAAUAAAUAUUCUCUCACGCGGCACAUUUCCCUCACUCUCCCCACUUGUUUCCUUUUGUACUUUUCCCCAUCGAGCCGCAAAGUCGUCGUGAUCGACCGACGACCAACGUCAUCAUAUACGUAUCCACACCCAAUAACAACACCCCACGUGGCACCAAUCUAUGUACAAUCUUUUUUUUUUUUGCAUUCUCCCCCGUUUCCUUUUCUUUUCCACAAACAACGAAAGCCACGAAUCUCGAUCCUAGCUGGACACGCUCCGGCCAGCUCUAUAUAAGCAAACCUCCCGUCUCCAUUUCCAUUUGGAAAAAAGAAAAUUCUCUCCUCCACCCCGUUUCCUCCGAGGAACGGAAUCCAACAAUCCGUUUCUCCCUCUCUAAAUCUCUUAAUUUUCCGCUCCUUCUCUCUCACUCUAAAUCUCCCUUCCCCACAAAUUCGCCGGAGAGAAAAAGAUGUGCCCGUCCGGCAGGACCCUCGUGGCGGGGAUGGGGAGCGCGGCGCCGGAGCUGAAAUCGGCGUUCGACGUUCUCGACGCCGACCGCGACGGAAAGAUCAGCAGGGACGACCUCCGCCGGUUCUACGCCGGGUUUACUCACGGCGGCGAGGAGGAAGAAGAAGAAAUGAUAGGGACGAUGAUGUCCGUCGCCGAUUCGAACAAGGACGGGUUCGUUGAGUACGAGGAAUUCGAGCGUGUCCUGGGAGGGAAUCAGAAGAGGGCGAUCAUUUCUUCCUCCUCGUCGUCGACGUCGUCGGCUGCGGCGGGGGGAGUGAUGGUGGACGUGUUCAAGGCGAUGGACAAAGACGGGGACGGGAAGUUGAGCCACGGCGAUUUGAAGAGCUACAUGCACUCCGCUGGGUUUGACGCCAGCGACGACGACAUCAGGGCGAUGAUCAGGCUCGGCGCCGGCGGCGGGGGAGAGAACGACGCCGUUUCGUACGAGGAUCUGCUUAGGAUUCUGGCUGUUGAAUGUUGAUUUCUCCCUCAUCUGGUAAAAAAAUGAAAAACAAGCAAAUUUUUUUUGUUUAGUUUUUGGAUGCCAAAUGUGGUUGUUAGAUCGUUCGCUCUUGCGCGCUUGUUGUUGUAGUUUCUUUGAAUCGAAGAAUAACAUUGAGAAAUGGAAAAAUCUUCUCUAUUCUGGGUUCUGCAAAACCACACAACAAAAAUGUGCAGUGGGAGGAGGAAAGGAAAGGUAGGUGGCUGUCAAGAGAGAUGUUCAUUGUAGUUUAGCGACAGACCAGAAAAACAAAAGGAUCUAUCGACAUGUGAAUAGCUAGGCCACAUUUCGGCAAAACUUCUGCAAUUUUACAUGACGAUAAAAGGUUCACGACAAC